UUUCAUUGGUCAAUUCACGUCUCAUUGGUCACAUGACGUCUCUUGUCUCAACUGACAUUUUCUGAAAACACUUUAAACUCUUUACUUGACGACGUAACAAUCGAUUUUUUUGAAGAAAUUUUAUUUUUUUUUGGUGAACCUUUCAAACUGCAACAGACAAAAGUUUAAGCAAAAUCAAUUACAUUUUCACAAAUUAAGGGCAAAGAAAACGAAAAAUACCCCUUUUUAAAACUUUUCUGUAGUUCUACAGAGAUAGCGAUUGAGAGAAAAUGGCUGACAUAUUUUUAAGCCAUGACAUUAAACGACUUCUUAGCGAGAAAUUUUUGGUCAUUAUUGGCGACUCUAUCCAGCGAGCCAUUUACAAAGACAUUGUGUCAAUGUUGAGUGACAGAGGAAACAAUUUUUAUCUGACUGACGGCGACAUGAGAGUAAAAGGCGAAUUAUCGUUCAGUGGAGACACUUUGUUGAAAGGCGGCUGUCAAAACGGAAUGACGAACGGUAUUGAUUAUUGUGAAAUCAGACAGUAUCGGAACGACUCGUUUUUUAUACGAUUUUAUUUUGUAACACGAUGUUUUAACAAAAAAGUUGAAGAAAUUCUGGACGAUCUCAAGAAAAUUCCCCCUGACAUUUUAAUAAUGAAUUCCUGCCUGUGGGACUUGAGCCGCUAUGGCGCGAACGGUUGGCCAGCCUACAAAGAGAAACUGAAGAUUCUGUUCGACUCACUCUUGAAGACGCUCAAGCCCAGCUGUCUGGUCAUAUGGAACAGUACCUUACCAGUCUCUACAGAAGCGUACGGUGGUUUCCUGGGAUCGAAAGCCCGCUCCCAGAAACAGAGACUCCCCAAAGAUAUACUAGCAGCUAACGAAUUCGUCUACAACCUUAUAAAGGACUACCCGUUUGAUUUUCUCGACUUGCACUACUUUCUUCGCUACCACAGGCACAGACUGAGUAAAGAUGGAAUUCACUGGGACAUGACGGCUCACCGCCGCAUCAGCAAUCUCCUCUUCACACACGUUUCUGAAGCCUGGGGGAUCCUUUGCCAGGCCGCGUGCCACCCCAAUUCCACCCGUGUCGACUGGACAGCACGAAGGCGGCGUAUGGAAGCGGCGAUGCAUUCCCAUGCAUCCACCCCUCUUUGGGCUCAAUCUUUACAGGAUUCGGCAAAGAUAACCAGAAAAUGAGCACUUUGAUAAACAGCUUCCGUGAAGUGAGCGAACAUGUCACAUAUCGGCGAAUGCACGACAAUAUCCUGUAUGGACGAAGGGGCAGGCGAAUGCACCACGCCUCGAUGAGUCUGGUGUCGAAAUCCAAGCAGAAAGUGUUGCACACGAGAAGAUGCAAGCGUUUAAACUCCACCAACAAACGGUCAAAACGAUCGAAAAAACG
Messenger RNA from Octopus sinensis (East Asian common octopus), 1386 nucleotides. RefSeq names its product PC-esterase domain-containing protein 1B-like. NCBI's taxonomy places the organism in Eukaryota, Metazoa, Mollusca, Cephalopoda, Octopoda, Octopodidae. The transcript has a single exon. The record is from RefSeq and is a predicted model, not a curated record. Bases 270 to 1181 code for a protein of 303 amino acids.